AUGUUUGUGGCUCGACUCUCCACCAAGGAUAGUGAUAGGGAGUCCAAAAGGUCUAAGAAGGGGAACUCACCUGUGUUGAGAUUCUCAGACGAGGAUAAGAUUGGAACCAUCCAACCUCACGAUGAUGCUUUGGUAGUUAUGCUUAGGAUUGGAGGAUUCGACGUGAAGAGAGUAUUGGUAGACCCGGGCAGUGCUGUGGAAGUGAUGUACCCUGACCUGUAUAAGGAGCUGAACCUAAAGUCCGAGGACCUAAUGGCGUACGACUCCCCUCUUGUAAGUUUCGAAGGAAAGACUGUCACACCAAAAGGACAGAUCAAACUGCCCAUACAGAUCGGAUCAGAGGUAGUGGAGGUGGAUUUUAUCGUGGUCGACGCCUACUCACCAUACACGGCCAUAGUAGCCAGACAUUGGCUCCACACCCUGGGAGUUGUUUCUUCUACGCUUCACCAGAAAGUAAAAUACCUGUCAGAGGGCCAAGUGGAGGAGAUUGGGGGAAAUCAAGCCAUGGCUAGGCAAUGCAUGGUGGCUGCCAUCUCAUGCCUAUCUAGUGCAAAACCCUCGGCAUCUCUCGAAACUACCUUUCCAAGAGAGGGGGGAAUUGAUUGGUUUCUGAGAAGAAAUGUUGACGUAUUUGCAUGGGACUCCUACGAUGCCCCAGGGGUUGAUUCGAAUAUCAUUUGCCACUACCUAAAUGUUAACCCAUCCUUUAUUCCCAAAAAGCAACCACCCCGGCGCCCAUCGAAAGAGCAUGCCAACACUGUUAGGGAUGAAGUGAUGAAGCUGAAAAAGGCAGGGGCUAUCAAAGAAAUCUUUUACCCUGAGUGGUUGGCAAACACAGUGGUGGUGAAAAAGAAAACCAGGAAGUGGAGAGUCUGCGUAGACUUCACAGACUUGAACAAGGCGUGCCCAAAAGACCCGUUCCCGAUGCCUCGGAUAGACCGGUUGGUAGACGCAACCGUAGGCCACCCUUGA
Quercus lobata is the source of this 972-nucleotide messenger RNA. RefSeq lists its product as uncharacterized. The transcript has 2 exons. Lineage: Eukaryota; Viridiplantae; Streptophyta; Magnoliopsida; Fagales; Fagaceae. The record is from RefSeq and is a predicted model, not a curated record. The coding region runs from base 1 to 972 and encodes 323 amino acids.